Penicillium cosmopolitanum is the source of this 2544-nucleotide messenger RNA. RefSeq names its product AP-1 complex subunit gamma. Gene Ontology annotation, cellular component: membrane coat; Golgi apparatus; AP-1 adaptor complex. The record is from RefSeq and is a predicted model, not a curated record. Gene Ontology annotation, molecular function: clathrin-cargo adaptor activity. Lineage: Eukaryota; Fungi; Ascomycota; Eurotiomycetes; Eurotiales; Aspergillaceae. The transcript has 5 exons. Gene Ontology annotation, biological process: receptor-mediated endocytosis; intracellular protein transport; Golgi to vacuole transport. The coding region runs from base 1 to 2544 and encodes 847 amino acids.
AUGUCAUCCCUCAAGCAAUUCAUUCGAAAUGUCCGCUCUGCUAAGACAAUUGCCGAUGAGCGGGCUGUCAUUCAGAAAGAGAGUGCUGCGAUUCGGGCCUCGUUCCGAGAAGAGAGCCACGACUCUGGCGUUCGGAGGAACAAUGUCGCCAAGUUGCUGUACCUGUUUACCCUCGGAGAACGGACUCACUUUGGUCAGAUCGAAUGUCUGAAGCUGCUCGCCUCGCACCGAUUCGCCGACAAGCGACUGGGCUACCUGGGAACGAUGCUGCUGUUGGAUGAGAACCAGGAGGUGCUUACACUUGUGACGAACUCUUUGAAGAAUGACCUCGGUCACUCAAACCAAUAUAUCGUCGGUCUCGCCCUUUGCGCACUCGGCAACAUCGCUUCCAUCGAGAUGUCUCGUGACCUUUUCCUCGAAGUCGAAAACCUCAUGUCAACUGCGAACCCUUACAUUCGCCGGAAAGCGGCCAUCUGUGCCAUGCGGAUAUGUCGCAAGGUUCCUGACCUGUACGAACACUUCCUCGAGAAGGCGAAGACUCUCCUCGGUGACCGAAACCACGGUGUCCUGAUUUGCGGUCUCACAUUUGCGACGGAUCUUUGUGAAGCGGAGGAGGAAGAGGAGGGUCCAGAGGGUGUGAUCGAGAUGUUCCGACCACUCGCCGGAGGCCUCGUGCGCGCACUGAAGGGGCUGACGACUUCGGGCUACGCCCCGGAGCACGACGUUUCCGGUAUCACAGAUCCUUUCCUUCAGGUCAAGAUCCUCCGUUUCUUGCGCGUAUUGGGCCGAGGAGAUGCGGCUACCAGUGAAAUGAUCAAUGAUAUUCUGGCCCAAGUGGCAACCAACACCGACUCUUCGAAGAACGUCGGCAAUUCCAUUCUAUACGAGGCCGUUCUCACUAUCCUGGAUAUUGAAGCCGACUCAGGAUUGAGGGUUCUGGGUGUCAACAUCCUGGGUAAGUUCUUGGCGAACAAGGACAACAACAUUCGUUACGUUGCUUUGAACACCCUGAACAAGGUUGUUGCAAUCGAGCCGAACGCGGUGCAAAGACAUCGCAACACUAUCCUGGAAUGUCUGCGUGAUCCCGAUAUCAGCAUUCGCCGGCGAGCGCUUGAUCUCAGCUUCAUGUUGAUCAACGAAGGCAAUGUGCGCGUGCUCGUCCGGGAGCUCCUGGCUUUCCUGGAAGGGGCCGAUAAUGAAUUCAAGCCGUCUAUGACAACUCAGAUCGGUAUUGCCGCGGACCGAUUUGCGCCCAACAAGCGCUGGCACAUGGAUACCAUUCUCCGAGUUCUCAAGCUGGCUGGGAACUACGUUAAGGAGCAGAUUCUUUCUUCCUUUGUCCGUCUAAUUGCGACUACCCCCGAACUGCAGACAUACGCCGUCCAGAAGCUCUAUUCUUCCUUGAAAGAGGAUAUCUCUCAAGAGGGACUGACUCUCGCAGCGACUUGGUCGAUUGGUGAAUAUGCCGAUAGCCUCUUGCAAGGUGGCCAAUAUGAAGAGGAGGAACUCGUCAAGGAGGUUCGGGAAAGCGAUCUUGUCGACCUUUUCAUGAACAUUCUCAACAGCACCUACGCCUCUCAGAUCGUGAUCGAAUAUAUCAUUACCGCGUCCAUGAAACUCACCGUGCGCAUGACAGAUGCCUCCCAAAUUGAGCGUCUCCGUCGCUUCCUUAGCAGCCGAACCGCCGAUUUGAGUGUUGAGAUCCAGCAGCGUGCCGUCGAAUAUACCAAUCUGUUUGGAUAUGACCAAAUCCGACGUGGUGUUCUGGAACGUAUGCCAGCUCCCGAGAUCUGUGAGGAACAGCGUGUGCUCGGUGCUCCGACAGCGAAGAAGCGCCAGAGCAAGAUUGUUCGCGGCAAGUCCACCAAGACGGCUAAGCCUACCGGUGACCACGACUUGCUUCUUGACCUGAUGGGUGGCUCUGAUGCCCCUGUCACGAGCCCGACAUCUAAUAGCUCAAACACCGCCGAUCUGCUGGCAGAUAUCCUUGGCGGAGACUCGGGUUUGUCGUCGCCUGCCCCAACGCCCGGCCCUCAAGGUUCCUCAAGCAAGAACGAUAUUAUGGGUCUCUUCGGCUCGAACGGUGCUUCGCCUUCUCCUCAGCCAAGUCAGCAAUCUUCUUCGGGGCUGGACUUGCUGGGAGGUGGCAUGGGCGCUUCUGCGCCCUCGCCUGCUGCUUCCCCUGCUCCUGUUGCUGCUUCAACUCCCGCACACAACGCCUACAAUAAGGAUGGCUUGGCGCUUGCUCUGCAAGUCCAGCGUAGCGGCGCCACUGCUCAAAUUGUGGCCAAGUUCCGCAAUGAGUCUAACUUUGACCAUUUCUCCAAUGUUGGUCUGCAGGCUGCUGUGCCUAAGAGCCAGAAGCUGCAACUGAGCGCUAUCAGCAAGGCUGACCUGGAUGCCGGUGAUGAGGGUGUCCAGACGCUGCGUGUGACAGCACUUAAUGGGGCCCUUCCCCCCAAGCUCCGCAUUCGUUUCAGAGUGACUUCUGCCCGGGACGGUGGAGACCCAGUCACCGACCAAGUGGAUUGGUCUGAGCCAUGA